Molecule: messenger RNA, 939 nt
Organism: Stylonychia lemnae
Lineage: Eukaryota; Ciliophora; Spirotrichea; Sporadotrichida; Oxytrichidae
Source: the annotation of a GenBank genome assembly
AUGGAACAAAUCGGUCAAGAUCAACCAUAUCUUACACUUGUCAACGGCAACAAAAUGCCUCAAGUAGGUCUUGGAACAUUCCUCUCAACUCCAGAGGAGCUCAUUCCUGUAGUCAAGUCAGCUAUUGUUGACCACGGAUACAGACACAUCGACACAGCUUCAAUCUACGGCAAUGAGGAAUCUGUAGGUAAUGCUGUUCAGGAGGCUAUUGCUGCUGGUGUUAAGAGAGAAGAUCUCUUUAUCACUACCAAACUUUGGUAAGCUGAUAGAGAAGAUAUUGAAGGUGCUGUCAGAACUAGUCUCAAGAAGCUCUAAAUUGAUUAUCUAGACUUGUAUCUUCUUCAUUGGAUGGCUCCAAAGAUGGAAUGGGAUGAUGAAGUCCCAAUCAAAAAUACCCCAACUCACAAAGUAUGGGCAGAACUUGAAAGACUUGUUGAUGAAGGUCUGAUCAAGAACAUCGGUGUUAGCAACUGCACCAUUCCCAUGCUUUUGGAUUUAUGGUCAUAUGCUAGACACAAGCCAGUCACAAAUCAAGUUGAACUACACCCCUACUUAGUCCAAAAAGAUUUUGUGGAAUUCCAUAAGAAGCUCGGAAUAACCUUGACAGCAUAUGCUCCUCUCGGAUCUAAUGCAUGGUCAUUGAGAGAUGAUCACCUUAAGGGUCUUAACCUUAUGACUGAAUAAGUAAUUGUUGAUUUGGCUGCUAAAUACGAAAAAACUGCAGCUUAAAUCAUCUUGAACUGGCACCUAAGCAGAGGACACAUCAUCAUUCCAAAGACCUUAACUCUUUCAAGAUUAGGAGAGAACUUCAACAUCUAUCAAGUUAAGAUGACCUAAGAGGAAUAUGACUCAAUAACUGCCUUAGAUAAGAAAGCUAGAUUCUUCAACCCAGUUGCUUUCUACGAAUACGGAUGGAGACACUGCCCAUACUUCGAAUGA